GGGCUCCUCCGCUGCUUGCGGCGCUGCCCCGGGCUCCUGGCGCACCUGGCGGCGCUCGGCCUCGAACUGCUGCUGCUGCUGCUCUCCCGGCCCGGCACCAGUCUCUUUUCUUGGCAUCCUGUGUUCAUGUCGAUAGCUUUCUGCCUGUGCAUGACCGAAGCCAUCCUGCUCUUCUCGCCGGAGAACUCUCCGUUCUGCUUCUGCUCCCGCAAGGUGAAGGUGCGGCUCCACUGGACUGCACAGACAUUGGUGAUUGUGGCAGCCACGCUGGGCCUGGGCUUCAUCAUCUCCAGCAAGAACCGGAGCGAGUAUCCGCACUUUGUUUCAUGGCACAGUAUCCUGGGCAUCGUGACUCUCAUUGCCACCUGCGGGCAGGCUCUUUGUGGGCUUUGCUUGCAUUUCCCCCAGCUGCUGAGGGUCUCCUCUGUGGCACGUCUAAGGCUGUACCACAUUACCUGUGGCCUGGUGGUCUACCUGCUCGCCACCUUUACCGUGGCCCUUGGGAUCUACUCGGACUGGUUCCAAGCACAGAUCAAAGGGGUGGCCUGGUAUGUCUGCCUGGCACUACCCUUCUACCCAGCCCUCAUGGUCAUGAACCAGAUCAUUAGCAUUUACAUCCCAGCAAAGAGGGGGAAUAUCUGAGCCACUGGCCUGUGUUUCUGUCCAUCCCAGGGCUGGAGCACCAGCUUGCCCCUCUCCCUUUGUUACAGGGUGUGCACCUGUGUGCAGUGUGUGUUUGAGCAAUAUCCCUGUGCCUUAUACUGAUGAUGUGUUUCCCUUUGCAUACAUAAUAGAGUUUUCUAGUUUCCAGAGUUUGAGCUGUCCCUUUAUUUCUAAUGAAAGCACUUCCACAUUUAAAAAAAUGUAGGAGAGCCUGGGAUUUGGUGUCGAGCUCCUGGCUCAGGUCAGGUCUUUGCUGCCCCCAGAAGCUGCCUUGCUUUCCUGGGGUAAAGACCCUACCCGUUGGUGCAGGGUGAAUGGCCCCUGGGAGUCUGCUUCAGUUUGAUGCUUAGAACUGUGACAAGUGAAAAGGAGAGGCAGGAGGAUGCCUGGGUGAAUGGUUGCUGGCAGGUGCCCCCAUCCUGUGCUAAUGGGAGUCACAUGGCCUGGUGGCACUGAUGCAGGAAGCUGCAGUCCUGAUGUACAGGUGGUAAAUGCGCAGCGGGUAAGUGAAGGUCUCUGCUGCAUGUGCCCGUUGGUGCGCUGCACGAUUCCAGAUCACACACAGACUGGUAAAGGAGUGGUGAGGUGGGCACUGGGGACUGGGAUUUUACCUUGGGCACCAGGGAGUCACUCUGGAGCCUCCGGUUCCAGCGCAGCCCUGCUGGAGAAGGGGCUGUUUCCGCAGCUAGUUGUAAUACUUGCUUUCUGCACCUUGCUGCCUUGGGUGGUGCCAGGCUGUGUCUGCACCUUGCCUUGGAGCAGAGGCUAGGGGGAGUUGUGUGUACCUAGGCUAGCUCAGGCCAGAGCUGCUGUAAUGGGAAGACACCAAGCUUACUAUUUCUGUGGUUUGUUAGGGGGCUGCGGCAGGACUUUGCUGGUGUAUCCCAAAGAUAGAUUUAUUAAUUCUUGGGGCUUUCUGACUUGCAACAGCGUGGUCUACAGUUAGCAGCAGAACUCCUGUGCUUGGGGUGUGAGCCGGUGGGCUUGCACAGAUCCUGUUGAAAUAUCCUGCUGUGCAUCAUCUUAGGAUUGUAAGAGCCUUCUGCCUCCAGUAGCUCAGAGACGAGGUCAUGCAUUGCACCUCCUGAACAGGGGUACUCUCUUUCUUGGCAGUCUGCUUCCUGUUUCAUCUGCCAUCAGUAUCACCAGUGCUGGUGCGUGAGUCUGUGCAUGGCCAUGAGGGAGGGGGGGGCUGAUGAACCAGUUGUCCAUUUAACCUCUUCUUUUUUUAAUACUCUCCAAAAGUGGGGUGAAAGGAUGAGUCAGGGGCAGUUGUGGAGGGGCAGGAGAGGAGCCUGGGGUGCUAGCCUGCUGGUAAUGUGCAACAAACACCCAAGCACCACCCCCAUCGGGUGAUUUUGAGAUUUGAACCUGGCAUCCCCAGUGGCGCAGCGCUGAGCUGAAGGAGUAGCUCUGCUAGCUGACAGCUGUAGUAGGUUGCUAUUCUCUGCGGAGCACAGCCACUCUGCUAGAGCGGGUGACACUUGCAGGAGGAAGGAGCUGGUAGCUGUGUGUGUGGCAGGGUGCUUAAUAGGAGAGGGGAGGAGACCCAUGUGGUAGUUUUGGUGCCCUUUGCUCUCUCUGGGCGUCAUCACCAUUCUGCAUAAACCCUUGUGCUGUUUUCUGUUCUGUCCGACCCAAGAGGAAAUGAAACAGCACAGAGAUGUC
This is a messenger RNA of Gavialis gangeticus (Gharial), 2331 nucleotides long. RefSeq names its product cytochrome b561 domain-containing protein 1. NCBI's taxonomy places the organism in Eukaryota, Metazoa, Chordata, Crocodylia, Gavialidae. Gene Ontology annotation, molecular function: transmembrane monodehydroascorbate reductase activity. The transcript has 3 exons. The annotation marks the transcript as partial. The record is from RefSeq and is a predicted model, not a curated record.